Molecule: messenger RNA, 2305 nt
Organism: Sebastes umbrosus (honeycomb rockfish)
Lineage: Eukaryota; Metazoa; Chordata; Actinopteri; Perciformes; Sebastidae
Gene: pdcd4b
Product: programmed cell death 4b
Exons: 12
Coding region: 212-1633 (473 amino acids)
Biological process (GO): negative regulation of DNA-templated transcription
Cellular component (GO): cytosol; nucleus
Source: RefSeq, a predicted model, not a curated record
UCAGUUUAAAAACCCGACACACCCCCAGCCAAUCAGAGGACGAGUACACACGCCUACGUGCUCGCGUUGCUGGGUAGAUAAAACAAAAACAACAACAGGAGGAGGACUGGUGGUGUCAGAGAGUUUGAAGCUUUGGACGCAACAGACGGUAUCAUUUGACACUCUUAUUUUUGCACUGUUCUGCUGCAAAACCUCUUUUCUACUGUAAACCAUGGCAACUGACUGCGAGGCCUGGCUGAACAACAACCCCGUUGAGGCGGAGGACCUGAGUGACUCCUUUGUAUCUGGAGAGGAAGACAACGCAGGAUCGGUUGUCAACAAAAACAUCAAAAAUGAGAUCAAUGGCAACUGGCUGUCCUCGUCUAGCAACAGCAUCCACGAAGCACGUCUCAAGGCGAAGGCCAAGCGGAGGCUGAGAAAGAACUCUUCCAGGGACUCCGGCAGGGGGGACUCUCUCAGCGAUAACGGGGACGUGGUCAAGGGAACCUUGGUGGCACCCACCAGCCCUAAGAGCAAGCUGCUGGACAGAAAGUCCCGACUGGGCAAGGGCAGAGGUCUGCCAAAGAAAGGUGGGGCUGGAGGAAAAGGUGUGUGGGGCCGAUCUGGUGAAGUUUAUGAACCGGAGGAGGUAGAUCAGAAAGACCCCAACUAUGACGAAGCUCAGGAAAACUGUGUGUAUGAGACUGUGGUUCCCCCGCUGGAGGAGAAGGACUUUGAGAAGACGGUCACCCCCAUAGUGCAGGAAUACUUUGAACAUGGAGACACAAAUGAAGUAGCGGAGCUGCUUGCAGAACUGAACCUGGGACCCAUGCAGAGCAAGGUGCCCUCGCUGGCUGUGUCGCUGGCCCUGGAGGCCAAAGCCAGCCACCGGGAGCUCACCUCCAGGCUGCUGGUUGACCUGUGUGGACCGGUGCUGUCCCACAGCGACAUGGAAAACUCCUUUGACAAACUGCUCCUAGAGCUGCCCGAUCUGGUGCUGGAUACACCCGGAGCCCCGCAGUUGGUGGGCCAAUUCAUUGCACGCGCUGUCAGCGACGAAAUAUUGUCCAAGAGCUACAUUGAGGGCUACAAAGGCAGAGUUGACUGUCAAUACACAAGAGCAUCACUAGACCGGGCAGCGGUGCUGCUGAAGAUGAGUAUGGGUGGCCUACGCAUAGACAACCUGUGGGGGACAGGCGGGGGCCAGAGACCUGUCAAACAGCUCAUCAAAGAGAUGAACCUACUGCUGAAGGAGUACAUCCUAUCUGGAGACACCAAGGAGGCUGAGAGGUGCCUGAGAGACCUGGAAGUUCCCCACUUCCACCAUGAGUUUGUCUAUGAGGCAAUAGUGAUGGUGUUGGAGUCCAAAGGAGAGAAAACAUUGAAAAUGAUUCUGCAGCUACUCAAGUCGCUCUCUGUGUCCUCCGUCAUCACUGUGGACCAAAUGAGAAGGGGCUAUGAGAGAGUUUAUAUGGACAUUGCUGAAAUCAACAUUGAUGUCCCUCGUGCAUACUUCAUCCUGGAGCAAUUUGUUGACCAGAGCUUCAGUAUGGGAAUCAUUGACGUAAAGUUAAGAGAUCUUUGUCCCUGUCGAGGCCGGAAGAGAUUUGUCAGCGAGGGAGACGGUGGUGUUGUCAAACUUGAAAGUUACUGAGGAGCCCUUUUUAUGUGCCAGAUUUCCUGAAAAGAAAAGCUACUUUUGUACUUGCGUAUUUUUCAAAAUAGUUGGAUAAAUUUUUUCCCCUUUUAACAUUCAAAAGAAUGUACAUUUCUGAAAUUGAGGUGAGGUUUAAAAAAAACAAAACAACAACUGCACUUUUGAUUGAAACUGAAGUAGAUCACUUUCUUCAAGGUGUUUCAAUAUAAACAUUUACAUAAGCUAACCCUUAAAGUGCCACACCUCGCAGUGUCAGUCAUUCCAUGUUGUUUUGUACAGUAUUUUCUUGAGUUCACUGCCACUCCUUUUGUGUUUUUGUAGAAAGCAGUGUUUGUACAGAGAUGACUGGUUUGUGUCAAAAGCUUUAUAAAGGGGUAUUAAAAAAAUAAAGAAAGGGGAGCACGUUGGUUAAAUGCAAUACUGGCUCCCUAACUAGCUGCUGUUUCUAUACUUUGUUGGCUUUUUUUUUUUCUUUCUACCCUUUAAAUUACACAAAGAUGUCAUUAUUGAAGGUAUCAAGACAUGAGUACAGUGCAAAGACAAAUACCAGUUGGGUAACUUCACAAAAUGGUGUUGUUUAGAGUGUUUAUUUUUAUAUCUGGGGAAUACUGGUGAGUGAAAUGUACCACGUAUUGCUCCUUGUUUGUUCAUUAAAUCACUUAAAUAAUC